Messenger RNA from Erpetoichthys calabaricus (reedfish), 1629 nucleotides. It is a transcript of the gene rnf208, whose product is annotated as ring finger protein 208. Gene Ontology annotation, biological process: protein ubiquitination. NCBI's taxonomy places the organism in Eukaryota, Metazoa, Chordata, Cladistia, Polypteriformes, Polypteridae. Gene Ontology annotation, molecular function: ubiquitin protein ligase activity. The record is from RefSeq and is a predicted model, not a curated record.
CCGAGAAGAUGCGAAGCGACAGUAGAGAGCGAGCAGAGGAAGGAAAUGGGAACCACAAGCUGCCUUCCUCUUCAGCCGGGGACCGCCGUGGUGGCGUCGAGCACUCACAGAUGAGCGGAGGACAGGCGCCGGUGGAGCACUGAACACCAGCUGGCAGGGGGGUCUUUUAACGGAGAGGACUGCCACGUUAAGCAUCCUGCCCAGUCUGUGGUGGUCCAAGCUUUCCUGAGCUGCCGGGUGGCACACAGCAGAGGAAGACAACGCCAGGUGGCCGGACGGGUGAGGCCGAGGAGUUGCCCGACACAACAAGGACGCAUGAACGUCUGCAUCACCCACCCGGAAGCUGGCGGGGGUCGGCAGCACUGAGGGGCUCUUGAGUAAAUGAGCAGGGCGUUUCAAAGGACAAGCCCCCCAGACCAAAUCCAGGAGAGUGAAUGCAGCCCUUUCUCCUGCGUCUCCACCCGUCUUUCGCAGAGACCCUCAGGGGACCCUUCAGAGCCGCUUGAUUUUUCCAGAAAGAAUUCUCCCUUUGACUGCACUUGGAAGCAAUGCCAGGAGCGUGGCCACCUGCUGGAAGGCGGGGGAAGCGCAGCAGCUAGUUCUGGCCCGUCCCGGCCCCCCUGUAUGCCCGCCGCUGCCGCCGCCGCCAUGAGCAGAGCGACCUCGGCCAGCAUCUGGUCACAUGGCUGAAGUGGCGCUGGCACCGCCGACAGCUUCUGUUCCGCACAGAGGUGCCCCUUUGCUCCGAUUCUUGGACUGACUAAGACGAGCGCAUGUCCUGCCUGAGGCGCCAGGCCGUGUCUAUCCCGAUGGACACCGUCAAGAUCAUCCAGUCAGAGAAGUUCCCCCACGAGUGUCCCGCCCCGCAGCCGCGCUACAGCGCCCCACCCUGCCGGGAGCCCCCCCGGCUGGCCUGGCCGGCCGAGUCCGAGGUGAUCGCCAACCAAGCCUGCGGAGAGCUGCCCAUGGAGGGGGGCGGCGGGCGGGUGCCUCCCCCGCCGUCCCGCCGGGAGAGGGGCGGCUACCUGAGCCAGCGCAAGAGCAGCGCGGCCGAGCUCUGCUACCACAACCAGUUCCAGUGCAAGGUGGCGGCGGAGGACGUCAUCGUCAACCAGUACGUGCUGCGCCCGGCCGCCCCCUCCGAGCCCCUGGAGUGCCCGACCUGCGGCCACACGUACAACUUCACGGGCAAGCGGCCGCGCAUCCUGUCCUGUCUGCACUCGGUGUGCGAGGAGUGCCUGCAGAUCCUGUACGAGUCCUGCCCCAAGUACAAGUUCAUCUCCUGCCCGACAUGCCGCCGCGAGACCGUCCUCUUCACCGACUACGGCCUGGCUGCGCUGGCCGUCAACACCAGCAUCCUCAACCGCCUGCCAGCCGAGGGCGGCCUGGUGCCCUCCAACCCGGUGCAGUGGGGGGGGGAGACUGACCACAGCUGCUACCAGACGGUGCGCCAGUACUGCCAGUCGGCCUGCACCUGUCAGCUCAGAAACCCGCUGUCUUCCUGCGCCAUCAUGUAGCCGCCCGCCCGCCCGCCCGCCAACGGACCCUCAAACAGAGCUCUAUAUUUCAGAUAUUCUAUGGCAAGAGAGAGGAAAAAAAAAAGGGAAAUUCCAAUAAAUGUAUUUUAUC